Molecule: messenger RNA, 4410 nt
Organism: Phytophthora sojae
Lineage: Eukaryota; Oomycota; Peronosporomycetes; Peronosporales; Peronosporaceae
Exons: 4
Coding region: 1-4410 (1469 amino acids)
Molecular function (GO): RNA binding
Source: RefSeq, a predicted model, not a curated record
AUGGGCGACAGCGCCGCGGCCUUAUGGGAGAGCGAGCUGCUGCGCGCGCGCCAGUGGCUCGCGGCUCGGCGCCGCGACGAGCAGCAGGAGCGCGAGCAGCUCUUCCAGCGCGUCAAGGCGCACAUCGGCUUCAAGGACCACCAGCGCUCGCUGCAGAGCGACGCCGUGGCCAGCGAGGACGAGGACGACGCCCUGGCGCUCGACUUCUUGGGCGACGUGGACGCCUCCGACAUGAGCGCGCUGCUGCAGGCGGAAGCGGCCAAGGCGUCGGCCUUCAUGCCGCACGUAGAGGUUGGACCACCCCUGAAGACGCGCAUGCCGACCGCCGCAGAGCUCAUGCAGCCGCUCGCGAUGCCGUCGAACCUGGCGUCGCCCACGUUGAAGCCCAAGGUGAAGGCGGUGCCCAUGUCCCAGUUGGAUCCGAAGACGGUACGGACAGCGACGAGUACCGCGACUACUGCGACCACGGCGGCGACUGGUAGCGCGACGCUAGGGAGCGAUGUGGCCGUUCACGAGUUGAUGCAGAAUUUGCAAGUGGAUGUGAUUCAAUUGCAGGGCUCCGAUGCUGAGGAGACGAAGACGGAGGAGAGCACGCCCCCGCAUCUACUGAAGGAGUUUGGAGCGAAUAGUAAGGUGGCGAGCGGUGGCGCAGCCCACGCAGCUGGAUCAACGCAGUCCAAGUUCAUGCAACAGGUAUCCUUGAAGAGCCCGCAGGAUCCAUACAAGAAGAAGGUUGCAGCGCCGGCGACAACGACGACGACGACGAUGACAGAUGAUGUCGCCGCGGAGAUGCUGAGCUGGGUAUCAGGUUACCGCGAUCCAGAGGUGAUUCGACGCAAGGAGAACAUGCGACGGAGACGAAAGCACACAAAUCGGUACGGGAUGAGCUCAGAGGAAGAGCAGCGCGAAGCCCUCCGAAGGGCCAAACAAAUAACAAAUAGCGACAGUGAAAGUGAAGACGACUUCAGCAGCGACUACUCUCCAGCGGAAGAAGAAGAGGUUCCUGAGCCGGACGAGCCUGAAGUGGUGGACCUACUCAGCGACGACUACCUGGACAGUGACGAAGAUACGAUACCUGUAAAGCGGAAACGAAAGCGGCUGCGCCAAGCAGCGUCGACGCAGAAGAAAAAGAAACCACGGCCCCGCAAGCCAGCCGUCACACGGAAACUGAGUCAGCAAGAUAGCACCACCAAGGAGGCCCCACUUCAAGCAGAAACCCCACCAGUGCAGACACGAGUUGGUUCGCCAGCGAGCGAAGCGUAUCACACGGUAGCUACGACCAAAAGUGUAUCGACGGAAGUGUCAGAUAAAGAUGCAUCAGGGAAUUCGAAUCAGCCGAUCGAAGUUUCAUCCAGCGAGGAUGAAGCAAAAGACAAUGAUAAAAGCAGUACCUCGACAACAGUAAAUGGUACGCAGGAGAAGGUGGUGGACGUUGAUGUGACGAAGGAAUCGACGAUUGUGCGCUUGAAGAUCCCUGCAGACUUCCAGAGCCCGCAGACUGUUCAAGAUGCUUCGCAAAAUACACAGCAAAUGCGAACCGUCGAUGCAGAAGUGGACAAGGUGCCUUCAGAAGCUCAUGGCAGAGCUGGCAACGUUGCUGCAGUUGCUCCGCUUGGAUCUGCUUUGCAUCAAACCACCGCUGGCCGACAAGAUGCAAAUCAGCCAGACAAGGAGGAAGCCACCCAGCAACCGGCGGAUUCGAGUGAUGGCGAUACUGAUCUUUCGGACACCGGGACCCUUGAUUUGGAAGAAGAAGAAUUGUCACUUGGGAAUGAGGACAGUAACGCUGGUGAAGAGGCAGCUUCACUCGAAGUGAAAACUGGCAGUGACGCUGGUGGAGCGCGGGAGGAAACAGUAAAGAGUGUGGAUACUGUGCCGAAGAAUGCUGACACAGAAACUAGCGCUGAGAAUGUGGAAAUGGAGGAUGAAGACGUCUCCGAAGCUGAAACCGAGAUUUUGGAAGACGAUGAACCGGACACAGACGAUCUCGGACUCGAGUACAGUGAUGACAGCGAUGCUGACGAUAAGCCUGCGGACAGCAAAAAGAAUGGUGCAGGUGGGGAAACGAAGGCUCCGAGCGACGAGAAGGAUGGAGCUGCCCCCACGCAGAAAACAUCCGAGGCUGGGGAUGUUGGUGACAGUGGAAAGUCAAUGAAUGGCAAAAGUGGUGAUGAAGCGGUUGAUUCUUCGACAGCUGGAGUACAGCAAUUCUUUGAUUUCACGCCAUUGAGACUGAAGCCCAAGGCGAAGACUACGACGACUACAGCGCCAAAGCCAUUGCCAGUGCACGACUACACUGAGACCCACGCAAAGAAGGGAAGCAAUGAUGCAAAGAAGGCAACAGUCGAGCCAAAGCAAACACCGUCGCCGGACAAGCCAUCGCUUGGAUCCAACGGACUUCGUCCCAGCAAGAAGCCCAUCGCAACGUCAACCGUCAUGAAGGGCAAGUUUGCCGUGACAAGACGCAGUACGAAAAUGCUCGACCCUGAGGAUACCCCUGGAGCCAAACGACCACACAAGAACCACUACACGAUGGUGCCAACGAAGAAGCCUAAUGGUUUGAAUGCCGCAAAGGACCUUGACGAUGUGCCGUUGAAAUUGUUGGCGAGAGAACUGUCUAAGAAGACAGAGGAGAAAUCCAACGCCAGAUAUCUCGCGUAUGCUGGUGCCAAGAAGACCGAGGAUGCACCUAGCUAUGCAGUCGAAACAACUCGCAAUGUCCCGAAAUCCCGCUUUGGCGGGGGCAGCGAAUCUAGUUCGACAACACAAAACUCUUCAGCUGCAACAAAUGGGCAAAAUUCGCAGAUGAACGAUAAGACCGCCUCUCGAGGCGGAUACAGGCUAGAGCCACAAAUAAGUAUUUAUGAUGCGCUGCACAUGGAUGGACAAGAGAGUGCUAGCGAUAUUCGCGAAGGGACCGGCUACAAGCGUCCCAGUCGCUUUAAGAAGAUGCAGGAAGAAGCAGCGCGAAAUGGCACCCCGAUGGUUAAGAGCCGGUUGCAAGAUACAGAUUUGGAUAAACUUCCGAUCCCAAAGAAGAAGAAACAGCCCCCACAGGCGGAGAAAGCUGAGCAGGAUACACCACCAAAAGCUUCACGAGCAAACGACUAUGGAUCUAGAAGCACCCCAGGGAAAACUCAAAACAAACGUCGCAAGAAAAGCUUCGGGCCACCCAGCAAAAACUCCGGACCAAGUUACUACGGUCCUCAAGCUUCUCAAUCAUCUAUGCCAGAUAAGUAUGAGUCGCCAUCGCGUGGGCGUCGUGGUCGGGAAAACGGUAGCUACAGACGCGACGACGAUCGUAGGAGGAAGCGAUCGCCAUCACCGCCAUCUCGAGAGCGUGAUCGUUACAGCCGAGACAGCAAGUUACGUGAUGAUCGUAGACGAAGAGGGUCGUCACGCUCUCGAUCUCGUUCUCCAAGCCCCCGAGGUCGAGACUAUGGUAGUAAUCGUUACCGUCGCCGCUCGCGGUCAAGAUCAUGGUCAAGAGAGAGGCCGAGCGAGCAUGAUCAUCGCCGUUCGGAGCAAACCGUUUCGAGUAGCCGCGAUCGGGACCGAGAUCCCCGUAUAAAUCGUCGAUCCCCUUCGUCGGAUAAGCGUGACUCCAGCAAGAAGAGCGUCGAUAAGCCGAGUGAUCCGCCUGAGCUGGGUGAAGUUUGUCGAAACGGGAAAAUUGACGAGAACAAUCGUCUUGCGAAGAAGCAGAAAUUAUCACCUCGUGAAGACGUCCCUCCUUCACCUGGCGCUCUGGCAACGUUCGAUGACGAUGGUGACAUGUUCAUUUCAGACUCGGACGACGACGGCAACGCUUUUGUUAAGGAGGUCGAAGACAUUCGCUUUGACCUGGAUAGCGUACCAGUGGACGAAGAUUUGAUGGUGAGGCAGGUGUAUGUGACCGGGGUAAAUCCCACGGUGUGCGCUGAGCAGAUUGAGGGGGACUUCGCACGUUUUGGUGUUGCGGUUGAUCGCGACACUGGGUUUCCAGCAAUUGAAGUAUUCCCCAGCCAGCGCACUCAUCUUGGGCGUGGUGACGCAUGUGUGACGUUUGAAACCGAGGAAGGGGCCGAAGAAGCAGUGGAAGAACUCAACUCAAAAAAUGUCAAGAACUCAAUGAUCCGCGUACGCCGAAUGGACGUCCACACGCAGCGCAUACUUACGGUGCAGUUUGAAACGGUGCGGGAUACGUGGAAGUGCGCUGGAACCCAGUGCCGAGCAGACGUAAGCGUGUGGAAUCCCAAAUGCGACAAAUGCGGUCAGAAGCGUGUGUUUGGGCCAAGCAAUAUCAAGAUUGUGGCUGACUCUUGGCUAUGUUCUAUUUGUUUCACCGCUAACGAUUCGUUCGCUACAUCUUGCCACGGUUGCAGUGAGGUUCUACCUGAAGUGGAUCGCUCAACGUUCUACACAUCUUAG